UCUUCUAUACUAAUUCCCGCCCUCUAGGGUUUUAGUUCUUCUCCUCCCUUCUUAGUCCAAAAGGGGGUUUUAAGUUUCUGAAUCUACCCACUCAAAUCCAAACUAGAAUAAAAAAUCAACUGAACCUUCAACUUGUUCUCAUCUUAAUCUUCAGAAUGGAUACGGAAAUGGAGACUUCUCCAAGUUAUUUCGAUCCAGAAGAUCUUAGUUCCAGAGAUACAUUCCGUCGAUACGGGAAAAGGAAUUUUUCUCCGUACCAAGAGAGUAGACCUAAUGGGGCAUUACUUCUUGAUGAAAUUAAACAAGAAAUUGAGGAAGGAGGAGGGGAUUAUUAUAAUAGGUUUGAUGGAAGAAUGGGGAUGACACCGUUUAAAAGACGAUUGGGUAGUGUUGAUGAUGAUGACGAUGUUGGUGGGGUUAGACGAAUUAAGAAUGAGGAUGUUGUUAUUGGUGAUGUGUUUGGUGUUGAUAGUGGAGAAUCAUCGACUUAUGCCGUGUUUGCUUCGUUACUUGAUCCUGCGAUUCAAGGAUUGAUGCCUUUCCCUGACCUUAUAUUGCGUUUCGAGGAGACAUGUCGAAAUGUGUCAGAGUCUCUUAGGUAUGGAUCGAGCGGAAGGCAUCGAGUUGUAGAAGAUAAGUUGAUAAGGCAAAAGGCUCGUUUGCUGCUUGAUGAAGCUGCUUCUUGGUCUCUUCUGUGGUAUCUAUAUGGAAAAGGGAAUGAAGAGCUUCCACAAGACUUGAUUCUGUCUCCAACAACUUCACACCUGGCGGCAUGCCAGUUUGUCUUGGUAGACCAUGAAGCACAAUCAUGCCUUCGAAUUGUCCAAUGGCUUGAAGAGUUGGCCUCUAAAGCGCUGGAUUUAGAAAAUAAGGUCAAAGGAUGUCAUGUUGGUACCCAUCUGCCAAGCUCUGGAGUUUGGCAUCAAACUCAAAGGUGUCUAAAGAAGAGGCUUGCUGAUACUUCCAUUAUUCAGCACUUGGAUUUUGAUGCUCCAACACGUGAAAUGGCUCAACUAAUGCCUGAUGACAAAAAACAAGAUGAAUCACUUCUAGAAGAUGUCUGGACUUUAUUACGAGCAGGUAGACUGGAGGAGGCAUGUGAGCUUUGCCGAUCUGCUGGGCAGCCGUGGAGAGCUGCAACUCUAUGUCCAUUUGGAGGAUUGGACUUAUUCCCCUCAAUUGAAGCUUUGAUGAAGAAUGGGAAGAAUCGAACUUUGCAAGCCAUUGAGUUGGAAAGUCGUGUUGGUCACCAAUGGCGUCUAUGGAAAUGGGCUUCUUAUUGUGCCUCUGAGAAGAUGGCGGACCAAGAUGUCGGGAAAUAUGAGGCAGCUAUAUAUGCGGCCCAGUGCAGUAACUUGAAGCGCUUGCUUCCUAUAUGCACGGACUGGGAGUCGGCAUGCUGGGCAAUGUCAAAGUCAUGGCUUGAUGUUUUAGUAGAUUUAGAGCUAGCCCGAUUAGAACCUGGCAGACUGGAACAACUGAGAAGAUAUGGGGAUGAAAUAGACGAAAAUGCAGGACAGGGAUAUAAGGCCCCUUCACUUGGUACAGAAAGCUGGCCAUGCCAUGUUCUCACACAGCAACCACGAGAUCUUCCUGCCCUUCUUCAGAAACUCCAUUCAAGUGAUUUGGUACAUGAAGCCGUCUCUCGAGGAUGCAAAGAGCAGCAUCGGCAAAUUGAGAUGAAUCUCAUGGUUGGAGAUAUUCCGCAUGUUCUGGACCUUCUGUGGUCAUGGAUAUCAUCUUCAGAUGAUGAUCAUUCCGGAUUCAGGCCUCAUGGUGAUCCUCAGAUGAUUCGCUUUGGUGCACAUCUAGUGCUUGUUCUUAGAUAUCUGUUGGCUGGCGAAAUGAGGGAUACUUUCAGAGAGAAGCUUAGGACUGUAGGUGACAUCAUUCUCCAGAUGUAUGCCAUGUAUCUGUUUUCGAUGCAGCAUGAGGAGUUGGUAGGGGUUUAUGCUUCUCAGCUUGCACGCCACCAUUGUAUUGAUCUUUUUGUGGAGAUGAUGGAAGCCCGACUGAACAGAAGGGUUGACGUCAAAUAUAAAAUCUUUCUCACUGCAAUGGAGCAUUUACCAUUUUCUCCUGAUGAUACGAAAGGAAGUUUUGAGGAGAUAAUUGAUAGGGUUUUGAUGAGGUCUCGAGAAAUCAAAGCUGGUAAAUAUGACGAGGAAACAUCAGAUGUUGCUGAGCAGCACAGGUUGCAGAGUCAUCAAAAAGCUAUGGCAAUUCAGUGGCUCUGUUUCACGCCUCCGUCACACAUCAUUGAUGCUGAGGUUAUCACGGCGAAACUUCUUUUAAGAGCUUUGAUACAUAGUAACACACUGUUCAGGGAAUUUGCUCUGAUUUCUAUGUGGAGAGUUCCUAAAAUGCCCAUUGGAGCGCACAUGCUACUCAGCUUCCUUGCUGAACCUUUGAAACAGCCUACAGAGAAUCUCCAUUCGCUUGAAGACCAUAAUGCUUCUGAGAACUUACUAGAAUUUCAAGACUGGAGGGAGUACUAUUCUUGUGAUGCAACAUACAGGAAUUGGCUUAAAAUAGACUUGGAAAAUGCGGAGAUUCCUCCAGAUAAUCUUUCUUCUGAAGAAAGAGAGAGAGCAAUUGCAGCGGGAAAAGAAACGAUAGACUCAUCAUUAGCAUUGCUACUAAGAAGAGAACCAUGGUUGACUUCCUCUGAAAAUCACAUAACCGAAUUGUUGGAGCCUGUAUACCUCGAAUUACAUGCAACGGCCAUGUUAUCUUUGCCUACUGGAGAAUGUAUGCGUCCAGAUGCCACUUCCUGCACGACAUUGGCGAGCGCUCUUUAUUCUUCCGUUAGUGAAGAAGAUGUUUUAAAACGUCAGCUGAUGAUUAAUGUUUCCAUCUCCCCUAAAGACAACUAUUCUAUUGAGAUAGUGCUUCGUUGUUUGGAAAUGGAAGGUGAUGGAAUUGGUCGGCAUGAGAAUAACGAUGGUGGUGUUCUUGCUACUGUCAUGGCAGCAGGCUUCAAAGGUGAAUUAGGCCGAUUUCAAGCCGGAGUUACUAUGGAGAUAUCUCGAUUGGAUGCUUGGUUUUCAACCAAGGAGGGAUCUGUCGAAGGCCCAGCAACAUAUGUUUUGCAUGGCCUUUGUCGCCGAUGCUGUCUUCCUGAAAUUGUUCUCCGUUGUAUGCAGGUUUCUGUUUCCCUCGCGGACUCCGGUAGUAUACCAGAGAACCAUGAUGAGCUGAUUGAAUUAGUUGCUUCCGACGAAUCCGGUUUGCUCCAUCUGUUUAGUCAACAACAGUUGCAGGAGUUUUUAAUAUUCGAAAGGGAGUAUUCAAUAUUCAAAAUGGAGUUACAAGAGGAAUUCUCUACGGAGGAUUCUUAGACUUGGAUAGAAAGCUUAUGGCAUCAUGUAGCAAAAUAUAUGGAGCUUGGCUUGUUAUUCUUUAAGCAGAAUCAAGUAUCGCCUGCAAUAUUCAGCAGCUCGAGAUAAAUAUGAACUGCGUGUAUACAGAAAAAGUACUGAAAGCAUCAACUUUACUGAAGACGUUUAUUCUCUGCUCCAAGAAUUUGGACAUGACAGAAAUUUGUAGCAGCAUCAACAACCAAUUAAUGUAGUUCAUGAUGUAAUAUUUUGUUUAUUAGUAUCAAUUUAAGUCGCUCAGAAGAUCAGAUCAAAAAGCGGUGUGUUGGUGUUAUUUCACAUGGUUCCUGGUUACCAUAGUAUUUGUACUCUUGUCUGCAGGAAUGGAAGGUGGUACAUGUAUAAAUGCGCAUGCUUGAAACUUCUUAAUACAUACCUCUGUCCGUUCCUGUUUCGUUCUAAAUAUGACUCCAGAGUCCAGACGGCUGUAAAAUGGUGAGAAUAGGUCACAGAGAGGGAGGAAUAGAGGAGCAGCUAUAAACCAUGGGAAAACUGAGCAAGGAUUUGGGAAUAAGAGAGGAAAGUAGGGAGAAAAAGCUGGUUAUGAUGUGAUUUUUUCCUUGGUGAAUACAGUUACGAUUAUUGUGCUAUCAGAUAGGCGGAUAGCUGGUCCCGGCCAUUAGCAUCAAAGUGCCCAUUGGCAUCUAAAGAGGAUUGCCCCCACUUCCCACAACCCCGUUAGAUUCUCAACCCCACAUUGGAUUUCAGAGCAAGGUCAUGGUUGUAGUUUUGCAGGUCUACUACAUGUACUGUAUUUUUACACAGUUUUUUUACCUUUUUAUAGGGUUGAUAUGAAGUAAAAAUACCUGAGCCUGAGGUAAUUGGGCGGAUCGACCAGAGGGCCUGAAGGAAGGGAGUCCCUUUUAUGAUCACUUUUUUGUAAAAUGAAACCUCAUGCAAAUGUGCAGGUUGAUAAAAAGAUUGGAAAUCUUUAGUGUC
Messenger RNA from Papaver somniferum (opium poppy), 4319 nucleotides. RefSeq names its product nuclear pore complex protein NUP107-like. NCBI's taxonomy places the organism in Eukaryota, Viridiplantae, Streptophyta, Magnoliopsida, Ranunculales, Papaveraceae. The record is from RefSeq and is a predicted model, not a curated record. The coding region runs from base 156 to 3341 and encodes 1061 amino acids. Gene Ontology annotation, cellular component: nuclear pore; nuclear pore outer ring. The transcript has 25 exons. Gene Ontology annotation, biological process: protein import into nucleus; post-transcriptional tethering of RNA polymerase II gene DNA at nuclear periphery; mRNA export from nucleus. Gene Ontology annotation, molecular function: structural constituent of nuclear pore.